This is a messenger RNA of Syzygium oleosum, 984 nucleotides long. RefSeq lists its product as uncharacterized. Bases 366 to 794 code for a protein of 142 amino acids. NCBI's taxonomy places the organism in Eukaryota, Viridiplantae, Streptophyta, Magnoliopsida, Myrtales, Myrtaceae. The record is from RefSeq and is a predicted model, not a curated record. The transcript has a single exon.
GCUGCUGAUACGAGUAAAAAGAUGAGAAUCAGUAAAAAGGCUGCAACCACCAUAAAUACUCAUUCCACAUCACGUUUACGUAAGUGAUGAAAACGAUAUCGACAGUGACCUCUUCGGACCAGACCAACAACACUUUGAAUCGCGUGCCCUCUGCUGCGCCAUAAUCUGGAAUGCCUCUCGUCAUUUCUCUGCCACUGCCACCAACUUUGCACUCACCAAAUGCAGCCCGACACGUGUAAAACCAUGGCGGCCACAAUUUCAGGACGCCUGAACUCUUAUAUGGUCUAGAGGUCACCUUUCACUUGCCUCCUUGUCUCUGAAACUAGUACUGCUACAUAAUCUCUACCCAAAUUAAGAAGUCGAAUAUGGAAACAUCGUUCCGUAGUACCCACGUGCGUGUCUUGGGCGGUUCCAUCGUUUCCCACCAGAAAAGCGAUGUCCAUGCUCGAAAUCUGGCUGUUCCAUCAUCUGGGUCAUUCUUGAAGCACAAUAAGAAGCGAUGGGAUGGGGUGGAUCUCGGGCUAGCGGCCCGAUGUGCGAGUUUGUCUCCUGGUCCUGGUUCCGUGGCGGAGCUGAUGGAAGAAACGGAAUGGGACGAGAUGAGGAAUUGGUCGGAGAAAUGCAGAGUGCAAGGAGUGGUGGCGCUGUUGGAGUGUCUGGAGAGAGAGGCAAUCCUGGGAGAGGACGAAGGGAAAGAGCCGACGGAUUACAGCAGGAGGGCUCGCAUCUUUGACAAGAGCUCCGAGGCUUUUCAGGCUCUCAAGGAACGCGAGGCAGAGACAGCUUCUCACUAACUUUGGACAGGUGGUUAGAUGAUGAUGACAGUUUUUGUUGAUUGUAAUUCUGUUCCUUUCCCUUUAAAUAAUUUUGAAAGGUUGGGUAAGAAACGACAUUUUUGCCUCCAGAGAGAAAACCAAUGAGGCUGUUCAAAACUGUGUUUCUUUUUCAGACAGUGAACAAAGUUUUUGUCAACAUUUCGAUGCU